ACUCUCGACAAGCACAAUCACCAUCAUUUCUGCUCACCUCUAUCCCACCAACAACCCUCUUUCUAUCGAAAAGACGGCCACUCACCCCUCCGGAACGUACUAGUCUUUGAGAAAGGAAGUCAACGACACAAGCACCGUCAAAAUGUCUACAGAUCUCUGCCCCGUAUAUGCGCCCUUCUUCGGUGCCAUGGGCUGCACCUCUGCAAUCGUCUUCACCUGCUUCGGCGCCGCAUACGGGACUGCAAAGUCCGGCGUGGGUAUCUCAGCGAUGGGUGUCCUCCGACCAGAUUUGAUCGUCAAGAGUAUGCGACGCCAUUCAAAGAGGGGAUGGGCCACGAACUGACACAUAUUCCAGACAUUGUUCCCGUCAUUAUGGCUGGUAUCAUUGCUAUUUACGGUCUAGUCGUCUCAGUCUUGAUUUCGGCCGGCCUGUCACAAAAGGAGCCUCUGUUCACCAGCUUCAUUCAACUCGGUGCCGGUCUGUCCGUCGGUCUGGCCGGUCUUGCUGCUGGCUUCGCCAUCGGCAUUGUCGGUGACGCCGGUGUCCGAGGAACCGCCCAACAACCUCGACUUUUCGUCGGCAUGAUUCUCAUCCUCAUUUUCGCCGAAGUGUUGGGUCUUUACGGUCUGAUCGUUGCCUUGUUGAUGAACUCCAAGGCCUCGACCGAUGUCACCUGCUAGAUCAGGCCCGAGAAAAUAUUGGCUUGGACUCGAUGGCGGCUGCGAUGAAGCGCCACGGGACCACCGCGCACCAAUAUCGGAUCAGAACGGCUUACUAGACCUGAGAGAGAAUCAGACUCGGAAACUCUUUACGACAAGGCAUCCAGUUUCUGAGACUCGAAGGAACUUGUCGAAGCAAGUCAAACCGGGUAAAAAAGAGGAGAACCACAAAAAACCAAUUGAGAAAAUGUACCGAGCUGGGUGAACGGGAUCAGACCCUCCAGAUGAGGUUACUUUUUUUCGUGUAUGAAUGUCAUAGUUUAUCAGCACAAUCGACGAAGGUGGGCCAUGGAGGUGCCACGUUAUCGGGCACUGCAGUCGAGGAGGUGUCUGCAAUGCUUUUUAAAUCAUGUAUGUACACUUGUUCGGCACUGAAUUAGAUAAUGCUUUUCGUAAACAAA
Messenger RNA from Exophiala oligosperma, 1121 nucleotides. RefSeq names its product V-type proton ATPase proteolipid subunit, variant. Bases 328 to 681 code for a protein of 117 amino acids. Gene Ontology annotation, biological process: proton transmembrane transport. NCBI's taxonomy places the organism in Eukaryota, Fungi, Ascomycota, Eurotiomycetes, Chaetothyriales, Herpotrichiellaceae. The record is from RefSeq and is a predicted model, not a curated record. Gene Ontology annotation, molecular function: proton-transporting ATPase activity, rotational mechanism. The transcript has 3 exons. Gene Ontology annotation, cellular component: proton-transporting V-type ATPase, V0 domain.